Molecule: messenger RNA, 5634 nt
Organism: Haliotis rubra (blacklip abalone)
Lineage: Eukaryota; Metazoa; Mollusca; Gastropoda; Lepetellida; Haliotidae
Product: FHF complex subunit HOOK interacting protein 1B-like
Source: RefSeq, a predicted model, not a curated record
AAUGUUAAGUAGUAGUUUAUGAUGACAUGGACCCUUUCACAUUGACACUGUAAUUGUAUAGAAAUACUUCCUGUUUUGUGUGUGUUUCACUACUGUGUUCUGAAGUACAGUCAGAUUAAUUUGUUUGUUGUUGAAAAUAUUGACCUAUACAAGCUGGGUUUGCUAUUAGAAAAUGUGUCCGAGCUGAGCUGACUGUGUACCGUCCAGCAGGAUAAUCAUCUUGCGUUUCUGACCGCUGGCUGAUUGCAGUAUGUGAUAGUGUAACAACAUAGUGUGAGGACGUUGUGUGAGGACAAUGAGCUGGUUCAAGAGGGGGAGUGUUCGGCAGGAGGGCCGAAUGGCCGACUCCCCAGAUCAUGUGUCUGAUCGGGACAGACGGGACACAGACCCUCAGACGUGUCUGGAAGUGUUCCGCAACCACUGGCAACAGGCUCUGAACGUCAUCGAGAGCAAGAAGGAUGGAAGCAAGGGAACUGUGGAUGACAUUGAUACUGUAAUACAUAACUUUGAGCACAUGGUCACUUUGCUUGUUGGGGAGGAAGGAAUUGAUGGAAUGCCUGGACCAAUAUUACAUUUUCUUCUUGAAAAAGAAGUGUUUGAAAAAUUCUGUGCUUUGAGUAUGCCAACAAGGGAAGGGCUUGGGAAACUGAAGUAUGACCAGUUGCGAAUGUUUGAACUUGCUAUCAACCAAUCCAAGCAGCUUCUGCUGAUCCACAAGCCAGUCAUACGACCGCUGAUGAAGCUUCUGUCCUCCUGCACUGACCAGGCCAUCCAGUCAGAGGAGAUUGAGUACCGCACUGUCCUUGUGCUGCACCAGAUCUGCGUCUGCAUCUCGCAGCAGACGGUCAUCCUUGAGAGCUUCUUCAACACCAACGCUGACCAUGGUCCUGCCCGAUUCCUCAUCUUUUCAUUGCUUAUCCCCUACAUCCACAGAGAGGGACCUGUUGGGCAGAAUGCUCGUGAUGCUCUCCUUUUGUUGAUGGCCCUCUCCGCCAAAUAUCCCCACAUUGGCCAGUACACCGCAGACUCCGAUUUCUGCCCUGUGUUGGCCACUGGCUUGUCGGGACUGUACUCCUCACUGCCACGCAAGAUAUCCCGCCCGAGCGAGGACUGGUACAUGGUGACCGAUGAUGACAUUGCCAGGAUACCUGAUCUGCAGAUGUUCCUCAACUCACUCGAGUUCUGCAAUGCUGUCAUUCAGAUUGCCCAUCCGUUAGUGAAGAACCAGUUGAUCAAGUACAUCUAUGACGGGUUCCUGGUGCCGGUUCUAGGUCCGGCUCUGCAUCAGGAUAUCCCUGGCCUUCCAUUACCUCUCCUAGAUACGGGAAUGUUUGCGAAUUCCCGAGAGGAAGUGAUGACAGCCACUGCGUACCUCGACCUGUUCCUGCGACGGAUCACAGAGCCAGUUCUCAUCCGAGCUGUACUCAAGUUCAUACUGCUGGAGAAGAAUGAUGAAAUCGUCAUCCUUGAUUCUCUCAUCACCAGAAUCAACUCCAGUUCACGGCUGUCGCUGGUGUCACUGUCACUGUUCAAGACCCUCAUCAAUCUCAACUGUGAGGAUGUCAUGCUCCAGCUGGUCUUCAAAUACCUGAUUCCCUGUACCCAUGUAAUGGUCAGUCAACGAAGGUCGGUGAAGGACCUUGACCUUUACAGUAAAAGUGCGGAGAAGUUCCUGUCUCUGCGACCAUCCUGCUGCAUGUCGAGGAGCACGGAAAGCCCUAAAUCCUCCUCUCACAGUAACGAUAAGACACUUCCCUCCACCAGCUCUCUAAAUGAUACAAACAGUAGAACUAGACGACCCUCCAGCAGUCCUAACCCAAUCGCAAGGCCCAACAAACCUUUUGGAGAUUUUUUCACCCGAAAGAACUCCAAGACUAAGCGAAGCAAUUCCCAGCUUGUACCGGCAACACAGGAACCUGUCAGAAGAAGCCCUCAGAUGCCUACUACUUCUGAGAUGAGAAUCGAGGACUUUGAAACAAGUUACUUUGAAUAUUUACACGAUGCUCGUUAUCGAUUAACGAAAUGUGCCCGAGCAUGUCGGAACUGGUCUGCCCCUUAUAACGGAGAGACGCCCCCACCUGAUUGUUUCCUGGACAAGGCAGCCAAUGAGAACAAAGCUGAUAGUGAUAAAAGUCUGUCAGAAUCGCGGGUUAAACCUUCAUCUGAAAAAGGAGGCGAUGGUGCAGAGACAAUGUCUCCCAAAGUCCGCCUCUUCUCCCAUGGCUAUGUGAACUCGAACUCUAGUGGAGCCGAUGUUAUUGUUAACGGCUGUGUGGAUAAAUCGAUGGACAAGACGGAGCCAGGCUUAGGAAGACACACAUCACCUUUGUGCAAUAACUUAUCUCAUAGUGAGAUGGUGACGUCGCCAAGUCUUUCAAAACUGUUUUCAUCGUUAGAUAGUUUAGAUUCUUUUAUUCGCUACCUUGAUGAACUGGACCCAGCUGAUGAUUCAGCUUCUUCUAUAGAGGACAGUAUGCAGAGUUUAGAAUCGGUGCUAUCAAACAUGUCCCAUUCUUUCAAUACUUCAGCUGGGAAUGACACUAUUUUGUACUCCCAGGAGGGAAGCAAAUCCGGCAGCAGCUGCCACAGUUCGGUCAGGUCCAACGUGGAGGUUCCGUGUAGCCUCAACCUCAGAGAUAUGUCGAGUUACGUGGAGAUCACCAUGUCCUCCCCUGACCGAUCCAAUGCCCAGAAGGUUCUGCAGGAGCUGCCUCAACGAAGCUUCUUGACCCCCGACCUGACGCUGUCGCCGAGUCGGUGGACAGAAGUGGACAUGCCCUGCAGCCCCUCCCCCUUCCCCUCCGUCUCCUCCCGGGCAUUCACACCACGCUACUCCAGCAGUGCCCCCAACAUAGGCCCGUUCCUAGCUGCAGUGUUCUCCAAGCUGGAGAGUAUGAUCCAGAACUCACUGUACAUGAACCUGCUGCUGACUGGCAUUGUAGCCCAGCUGGGAGCCUACCCUCAGCCCAUUCUCCGGUCAUUCUUGCUAAACCACAACCUCGUCUUUCAACCCACAGUCAAAUCAUUGGUGCAGGUGAGUACCUUCUUGCUAAACCACAACCUCGUCUUUCAACCCACAGUCAAAUCAUUGGUGCAGGUGCUAUCCUCGGUGCGCCAGAAAGUGGACAACUAUGCCUUAAGUAUCCCCAACUUUGAAAACCUAAUCAUCCUUGCUCGGAAGAAUCUUCUGUCCCGAGAAGAGAGUUACUUCAGUGCAGGGUUCGGUCCAGUUCCGGCCAGUCUCGGGUCGUCUCCCGUCAAACCUGUGCGGGCAGCUACCAUCUCCGAGAUCCCAACAAAAGAAAAACGGAGCCCUUCCCAGUCUCUCCGUGACUUGUUGUUCCGACGGAGCCCUGCCAGUAAGAAAGGCCUUCACAGUGGGAACAAAGGGGCACAACUCCAGCGGGUUCCGGGGGGAGUAGGCUAUCUGUUCAUAAACCGAAACAAUGACGAGCCAUCCAACAGUGCAGAGGAAUCACUGAAGACCUGGAACGCUGUUUACUGUGCCAUCAUCCUAGAUGAGUUCACGAAGGAGUUAGCUGCCCUUGCUCAGGAGCAUGCGGUCCUCAGCAUGGACGAGGGAGGAUUAUUCAAGCUGGACUCAUGACACAGAGCGUGUAUCCAAGUGACAGUUGCCGUGACGACACCCAUCUCCACUCCCUCCAGAUGUGCACAGACAGCACUCUUCACAUAUCACCAGCUCUGUCAGGUGGCGCGACACAUGGGCCAGCUAUUCCCAUCUCUCAUACAGAUGCACCAUCAGUGAAAUUGUUGGGCCAGAAAUGUCAGCAGAUUCCUGGCAGACGACACUUUUUGUCCAACUGUAUCUAUCAUCAAUCUAUAUGGACAUACUGAUGUAUAUUAACCCUGGCUAUGAAUAGUCUCUGAGAGAAAGUAUAUCUAAUGCAACCUUUUAUAAGAACAGAAAAAAAUAAGGGAAACUAAUCAAAUUUCUGAAAUUUGUUUAUUGGUUUUAGAGGGUAAAGAAGUUCGAAUUAGCAAUAAUGUAAUCAUUUAACAACAAGCAAUGGUAUGUUUCUGAGCACCUUCAGGAGUGGAGACCAUGGUGCUGACUGGACAUUGUUCCUUGCAUGGCUGGGGGAAGUCAGUAUUCACUUGUUAACACAAUACACAGUUGAUUGUUCAAAGGUACAAAGUGGUAGUUCUUGAGUCUGCAGGAUGGGCCAUGUCUUUUCUAGAGUUAUUUACCUGUAUCUUCCAAUCUUGGAUAAGGCCACUCACAUCACUUCAGUGUUGUGACUGAUCCACUUGAAUUACGACAGUGGAAAUUACAAAAUUUUCUUUUUCAUCCUAAUUUCUGCACAGUGUAGUGGUUCGUGAGGUUCGUGAUUUUUCCAUUUUAAGGUUUUCAUAUGAUUUUUAGGGUGUUUAUUUACAAGAGAUUCAUAUUUUUACCUGAAAGAGAAUGCUUCUAUAUCCAAGUGAACAUUAAAUAUAUAUAUAUACAUAUAUCGAUUCAUAUAUUGCUGCAAUACAGGUCCAAUAAAGAACUAUUAAAGACUGUUUAUAGUAGUAUGGCACAUAACUCAUCUACAAAUGAAAAAUAGAAUCAGUGAAUGAUAUAUCGAUUCAAGACUUACUGUUCGUUUUUAUUUUUUAAAUGAAAGAUCAGACAAGUAUUGACCAGUGAUUAGAACAAGAGAUUUGUUUUUGUGCAUUUAUAAAGCUGUCUUUGUAUAAAGUAAGAAUCACAGGUAAUGAUGUCCGAUAUCAAUGUCCUGAUUCUGGUUACUAUGACAACUGAUUCCGGUACAUGUUGCUCCAUACCGUGUAUGCAGACAUUGAGAUGUGUGGGAGAGAUUGUUGCACACAUAGCAUUGUUACAAGCUUUUGCUUCGUUUUCACCCAGUGAGUGGAAUGCAAAGAUCUUGAACAGUCUCACUUUAUUAUCUUGCACAGUUUGUUUUUCAUCUGUAUUUAAAGCCUGUAUAUGUGACUAUGCAUUUCCUGCUUCAGUUUGUCUGUAGGUGAAAAGUCUGGACUUUUAGCCAGGUCAUCAGUUUAAUUAAUAAUAUAAAUGGGGAAAAUAUAUACUGUAUGUAUAAGGGAAAGUAUUGUUUUAUAAUAUUGAACAAAACAAAUUGUGACAUAUAAAAUUAAACUUUAGUUGCUUCUAUAAGUUCCAUAAGACCAACGAUAUGCAUUUUUCUCCGAAAUGUUACAUGUUGUAUAACCAUCAGCUACAUGGGGGUCUAAGAGUGGAGUGGUGUGUUUACAGAUGUCACUCAUGGGUUAUUGUUGGUAUUUUGAAUGACAUACAGUACUUACUUCUGGGUUGAGUUCACAGGGAGUCAUUGAAAGGUUGAGAAAGACUGGACUUGCCUGAGGACCAGCUCAAGCAGCUUCUGAGAGGAGCAUGAAGAUAUUUGAUGUUAAAUUUAUUUGAGUUUAGUGAUAAUCCUGAAUGGCACAUUAAUAAUCCUGGAUGGUACAUUAAUAGUCCUGAAAGGUACAUUGAUAAUCCUGAAAGGUACAUUGAUAAUCCUGAAUGGUACAUUGAUAAUCCUGAAAGGUACAUUGAUAAUCCUGAAUGGUACAUUUAAUAAUCCUGAAAGGUACAUUGAUAAUCCUGAAUGGUACAUUUAAUAAUCCUGAAAGGUACAUUGAUAAUCC